Messenger RNA from Macroventuria anomochaeta, 2886 nucleotides. RefSeq lists its product as uncharacterized. The record is from RefSeq and is a predicted model, not a curated record. Lineage: Eukaryota; Fungi; Ascomycota; Dothideomycetes; Pleosporales; Didymellaceae. The coding region runs from base 329 to 2686 and encodes 785 amino acids. The transcript has 4 exons.
CCGUGACAUUUCCCCACACACUCUAUCCUUACCAGAAAGUUGUUGGAGGGGCUCUUCCAACGUAUCACGCAAUCGCCCAGCCAGCUUUCCUUCGAUAUCCGCAAAAUUUCCUGAGCCUCGAGGCAACAGUCAGCCUUGGCUCAAGAGUUCCUCCGAAACGUGGGGUUCGUGGACUCUCUAAAACGACUUUCGUGUGUGUUCGUGUCGAUUAGCCCGUGAGCACGAGACGAGCUUUCAAAAGCGUAUGAUAUUCCAGUAGGCACUGGUAUUUGAUUCAGCCAACCACCGCGGUUGCGCCAGCAGGCGGCGCAUCUAAACAGCUCACAACAUGUCCGGCGUUGAGGUUGUCGCUGCGGUCAGCGCCGUGGUCUCUGCAUUCCACGCUGGCUCUGAACUUCUCAAACACAUAAAAGCAAAGCGACGCAAGGCACGUGCCGCAGCCCAGCAGGAGUUUGAGGAGAAACAAUUGCAGGAUUCCCUUAUAUCUGGCGAGCAACAAAUAGGCUUUCGAUAUACACAAGAUAUGAGGGAGAUGGGCGACGUUGUGCGGGUUGGUGACACUAUCGCACGCGAUCGCCUCAUGCAUGUCGUUGUCAUGCUUCAGAUGGAGAUAAUCAAGAGUCUUCAAAUGGCUGCGCAACACGAGACGGCAAUACUGAACCUCCGCUUACUGCACGAAGCAUCGAUAACGAACCGCAAAGAUACCUUUGUGAUAUUGGAUGAGAUGAAACAAAGGAUUAUCAUGACACGACCCGUACCACGUCAAACCGAGAGAGGACAUGAGCAACGGUCUUCGGUCGCGACUCUACCAUCGUCAUGGCCAAGCAGCUUCAAGCCUGUAGACACUGUUCCGGAUGGCUACAUUCCCUCGGCUGUUACCCUUGCUUCACAAACGGAGACGAAGGAAUCCAGGUCUGGUCUGGCCCGCUACUUCCAAAUGAAACGCAGUAGCAGCGCAUCAACAAAGUCUGUAUCGACCAACGCGAGCCCACCGGCGGAACCGCCAAAUAUCAAUUACAGCGCUGCUUUCGAACAGCUUGUCAAGGCGAGGGGAGAGGACCAUGCCACGAUCACGAGAGACAUUGAUGAGAUUAUGGAUUCCUAUAAGGGCCUUGACGUUAGCAAUAGAGCUCCGAACGAACCGUGGAGCUAUAAUCAGCAUCCUAAACCAUUUGGAGAGCGGCGGGGUACGCUCGAUAUGCUCAACGGUGAUGGAUCCCCAGGACAGGACAUGUUCGGUCGAACCUGGGAUGAUAUGCCAGCAGCUAACCACACACUGUCGCCAUCACAAGCUUAUGCAGGCCAUCAUCCCACGUUCAACCAGGACAUGUUCAAUGGACACAAUCAGCACCCUCCGUAUGCAGCUGCAAACCCAUAUCCUCAGCACCAGACGCAGAUUGUACAUCGUUUCUCUAAUUCAUCGACCUCCAGUGCACCCUACUCGGAUAGAUCAUGGGAACAUAACGACUCAGAAUCGUCGCGCAGUUCGUAUGCUCAAAGCGACCCUCGAUAUUCAACUCAUUCACCACCCAUAGACAAGCCAGGAUUUUCGCCGUCGACGUCUCCGAAUGCAGCUUUCCAACAGUCUAUCGAUCAUUAUGGUCAGCCCACGUCGCUUCCUACAUCCUACGCACCAACAAAUGAUACCUAUACAUCUUCCAUCGCACCCCUUUUUGUGCCACAGAGGAGCCCAUUGCGAGCCUCUCCACAGAAUGGUGGACCAGCCAACGAGCCAAAAUUAUCUCACGAGGUGACGAGCUCACCUAAUCAGGAUUCUUCCAGCUUAAACUCACAGUCCGCCACAAGGGUGCCGAAUGUAAUUGCACCUUUUGCCUCACCUCCAGACUCUCCUGUACCCAAGGAAGAAGACAGAGCAGAGAUCAGCCCUACGCGACCAAAUUUGCGGUCCCCUGAGGUGCGCGGACCUCCCAGUUCGCAUAGUAGCUCAAGCGGGCACACUGUGACAUUCGGAGUACCCUCAAUACCAUGGCACGGAGCUGUUUCUGCGCCUACCAUCGAUCGCAUCCGACAGCCUUCCAUAGCAUCGACUGACAGUAGCGGCUCAGGCUCAGUCGGCGUUCUUCCACGCUCAGUCCGUAUCAUUCCCUCGUCCACCAUUCAGUCCCCAAAACCCGGACAAGAGCGCAUGAUGGGUGGUCGACCGUGCAAAGACAACAGUUAUUGGGGCUUCUGCAAAGGCGCAUGGGACGUUCGCGAAGACAUCAAGAAGGGACUUGCACUUCGCACUAUGCCUUCAGGCAUGUACAACACUAAAGAGGUCUGGGAGUGUAAAUCAUGCAACUUCCGUGGAAACACUUACAGCAUUGCCCAUCCCAGCAAAAAGGGCAAGAAAGAGACCAUCGUAGACCCAAACAUACACACUUCGAAAUCCGGUAUCCGGUAUCGCUGGAUCUUCUUAGCUAAGAGUCAUGUCAAGAAGAAGACACCUGACAGUGCAGGUGAUGAGUGCAACUAUGGCUGCGUCAUUUGCAGUGUUGAGUUGAAAGUCACUAGUAUCUUUGGCAACGUGGAUACGCUCAUGUACCAUUUGCUUGAGCAUGUCAGCGACAUGACGCAGAAGUCGAUGCUGCAGACGAGGUGUAUAGUUGGCAGAACAGCGGGAUCAAAUGAGGACUGGGAUAUCAACAUGCCGCUAUUUGCGGAUGUCAGUGAGGUCGAGGGAUGAGAAGGUGAUUUACUGGUGUUUGAACGACACGACAUGUUGUUACGAUCAUAGGCGGCGCAUGUGUGGAGCUUCCUUACAAGAUACCCCAAAUGUACAGUUCGAUCACGUCCACAAUCCACAGCAAACUCCGAUUAAUUACACGCCAAGGACGAUCAAUGUAGUGUGAGUCAGUUCUAGCGGCAUACCGUAUCCGGUUAGUA